CGACCCAUGCCUGAGGGCUCGAUGGUGGCCAUCCCGAGGCCGUCGCCGCUGGCGCUCGCCGCGCCGCCGUCGCCGCAGUUUUCGCCGGCCGAGUCGGAGGAGAAGGCGACGGCCACCGACUCUGAGCCGGCCCAGUCGCCGGCCGGCCGGCCGUCGGACACACCGCGCUCGCCGGAGCCGCGCUCGGCGCCGUCGCCCGGCCUCUCGCCGCUGCACAUCAAGUCAGAGGUGUGCUCGGUCAAGGAGUCGCCGCAGGUGCCGGCAGAGAGCCUGGAGUGCGCCGAGGAGGCCGGCCGCUCGCCAGCGGGCGACUCCGACCGCCACGAGCGGGCCACGACGCGCUCGGAGCCGGCGCUGUCGCUGCUGCCGGAGGCGCCGGAGCCGCGUCGGCCAGACUCGGUGCCGCUGCAGCUGACGUUCGACUUUGAGCCGCCGCCGGGCGCCGUCGAUGCGGCGCCGAGCGGGCCGCCGGUGGCGCCCGACCAGCUGCAGCUGCAGCGCGUCCGCCGCCGGCUGGAGCAGCUGGCCGGGGGCGCCGGGCCGCAGACCGACCCGGGGCCGGCCGACACGGCCACACCAGCUGCAGUGGACCGCCGCCCGCCGGCUGACGCUGCAGAGCAGUGGACGCAGCCGGCGGCAGCGGGGCCGCGGCGCGACCGCGCGGAGGCGGAGGCGGAGGCGGAGGUGGCGCCGCUGGUGGCCCGUCUGCGGAGAGCCGUCGCGGUCGGGCCGCCGGCUGCGCUGAAGGCGCUCAAGACUGAACUGGUGGACGGCCCUGGCCGGUCUGCCGAACUGUUCCAACGAGUCUGCUCGCAAAUGCUGGCCGGCGGCCGCCUCUCGCUGCCGGAGCGGCACGUGGUGCACAGUGUGGGCGCCACGCUGCUGGUGCGCGCGCGCGCCGCCGCCGCCUGGACAGACGCCCACCUGGCGGCCACCGCGCUGCUCUCCUGUCGCAUCAACCUGCUGCAGGCGGUCGAGCCGGCCGGGCCCGUGCCGCGACACUGCACGGCGUUCCGGGUGUGUCUCACUGUACUGGAGGCGCUGCUGCACUCGGGAAACGUCAGCGACGCAUUCCACUUCGCCAAAGGUUACGGGUUUUUCCCGACGACGCGCCGCUCGCAGCUGUCCACACUGCUGCCGGUGCUGAGCGAGCUGGUGCGCCGGCUGUCGGCCGCCGGCCUGGUGCCGGCCGCCGUCAGCCUACUCGACUGGCUGGCAGAGCGGUCUGAGCGCGACAGACAGCUCUUCGACGACGACUACCGGCUGCUCGUGGACUUUGAGCGUCUGGUGAACGUGGCGCUGCUGGCGGCGCUGCGGGCCGGCCGCCCGGAGGUGGCGCUGCGCCUGCACACACUGGCCGUGGACCAGGGCGUCUGUCUGUCCACCGAGAGCCUGCGCCAGACGCUGCACCUGCGCCUCGACCGGCGCCACUUCAGCCACGUGCGCGACCUCUACAACCUGGGUAUCGCCAUCGGCGUCUACCCGCACCAGAAGGUGUUCAGCCCGCUGCAGGUGCGUCUGCCGUGCUGGCUCUCGCAAGAGGAGAUGGUCGUGGCACUCGAGGAGUACGUGCGCUCGGUGGUGGCCGACUUUGGCGGCGUGCCGCCCGUGCAGCCGCUCACGGUGCUGCUGUUGGCCGAGGGCGGGCCGCCGGCACCGCUCGGCAGACCGCUGCUGCCGGAGGACGCCGGUGUGCGGCUGCAGCAGGCGUGCUCGCUGCUGGUGCCGCCGCUGCGGCUGCAGCCGGGCGGCGGGCCGCUGCAGUUCCUCGUCACGGCCGAGUCGCUGGUGGACAAACUGAUGACGCAGGCGGCCAGCCAGCGGGGCCGCGUGGCGUCCGCGCCGGGCCUAGUGCGCGUCUGGGACGCGCCGCCGGGACGCUGAGUGCCGGCCGGGCGCGCCUCACGCCCGGCUGGCCAGCCGAGUUCGAUACGGCGCUGUCCUCUGAGGGACGGACGGACCGCGGCGAGGCGGCGGCAGGGAGUGACAGUGCGAGGGAGUGGGUGUUUGAGUGGGUGUGGCAGUGACUUGGUGACGGCGUGAGUGUGAGUGAUUCAGUAAGUGCGAUGGAGAUCGGGUAAAUGAGUGAGUGAGUGGGUGACUUAGUGUGGGUGAGUGAGUGAGUGAGUGAGUGAGUGGACUGGGCGGGCUGUGGUCGGAGAGUGACUGGACUGGAAGUGCCCAGUGGGCGGGCUGUGGCCGGAGAGUGACUGGAAGUGCCCAGUGGGCGGGCUGUGAUCGGAGGGUGACUGGAAGUGCCCAGUGGGCGGGCUGUGGUCGGAGGGUGACUGGAAGUGACCAGUGGACGUGCCCAGUGGACGGGCUGAGGUCGGAGGGUGACUGGAAGUGCCCAGUGGCCGGGCUGUGGUCGGAGGGUGACUGGAAGUGCCCAGUGGGCGGGCUGUGGUCGGAGGGUGACUGGAAGUGACCAGUGGACGUGCCCAGUGGGCGGGCUGUGGUCGGAGGGUGACUGGAAUUGCCCAGUGGACGGUUACCGUUGCGGCAGUGAGGCAGGUCGGGGACGCCGGCCGUCCGGGCGAGCCCGCCCGCUGCGCUGCGGACCGGCAGCGGCCGGUGGGCUCUCAGGGAGUAUACCGAUUCUCAGGGCCACCUCCGCAGGCUGCCAGCUCUGAACCGGACCGAGUUACGGCCGCGGCUAUCAUACCGUGGGACACUUCCACUAGCUGCCUGCGGUAUCUAGUCCAGCUCUGCAGUGUGUGACUGGUUUGUCAGUAACAAUGGCCGUUGUUAAUUCAUUCAGAUUUCUAAUUAGACAUAACAGCUGUGGUGAAAUGCUUCUGAUGAUUGAUCGUAUCGUUAUCGGAAAACAUUUUACCGGAAAAUGAUUUCUUACGUUUGUACGAAUAAUAAACUACGUUUCGUUUC
This is a messenger RNA of Amphibalanus amphitrite, 2886 nucleotides long. RefSeq lists its product as uncharacterized. NCBI's taxonomy places the organism in Eukaryota, Metazoa, Arthropoda, Thecostraca, Balanomorpha, Balanidae. The record is from RefSeq and is a predicted model, not a curated record. The transcript is spliced from 8 exons. Bases 7 to 1884 code for a protein of 625 amino acids.